Oncorhynchus gorbuscha (pink salmon) is the source of this 4128-nucleotide messenger RNA. RefSeq names its product tweety family member 3a (gene ttyh3a). NCBI's taxonomy places the organism in Eukaryota, Metazoa, Chordata, Actinopteri, Salmoniformes, Salmonidae. Gene Ontology annotation, molecular function: intracellularly calcium-gated chloride channel activity; volume-sensitive chloride channel activity. Gene Ontology annotation, cellular component: plasma membrane. The transcript is spliced from 14 exons. Bases 912 to 2591 code for a protein of 559 amino acids. The record is from RefSeq and is a predicted model, not a curated record.
GGACUGCAAUCUGCAUCAGAUUGUGUGGAGGUUGCAGCGUCGUAGUCCCCUGAACACUUCACCGGAUUGUUGUUCAUCUUUAGUGAAUGAACAGGAAUAGUUUACUUUAAACAAUUUAGCAAUACAGUAAAAUACUUGGUAGUCAUCAAAGCAUUAAGGAAAAUUGAAGAAAAGACAAAGGGCGCAAAUGGAACUGGAGCAACCACGGAUAUAUCCGCUAAACUCGUUAGCAAGCCAACUAGCCCGCUGCUAACUUGAUUACAUUGGGACACGAGUAACAAUCAACUGGCUAUGACUGAUAACAAGGAAAGGACAGUCAAAUUGUAAUCCAGAAUGAAUUAUUGAGAAUCAAAUCAAAUGUUUUAGCUACGCAUUUAUUCUUACGAAAGUAUUUUAAUGGAUUGGAUGCGUUCUGUAGAAUUGCUCAACAACAAUAGUUAGCCGGCUAGCUAGCUAAGGUUACUUGCAUGUUGAGUUGGGAAGCUAUCCCGUUAGCCAAAUAACGUUACGUCAUCUGUACAGUAGUUAAUAACUAGACGGUCAGGCAACUACAAGGUGGAUGGACUGUCAUCUGCGUGGGGGUGUUCGUGAAGUUAACGUCAGUUGACUGGGCAGCCCAUUAUUCCUCCUUCGGCUUUUUUCGACACAGUUUAGUAUUACACAUGACAGAAGUGAACAUGGGAGUGUUAUAGGACAAUGGAUAUAGUUAAGUGACAACCGAUAUCUCUGGUACAGUUUAACGGUGGACCACAAUGCAUUAGGUCUGACGUUCUGCUUUCGGACAUAGAACUCUCGGAUUUUGCUGGACCGCUUGCUAACAAGAACUCUAUGACGCGGGCUCAGUCCAUUAUUUCAUUUUUGACUGACCACACAGGUCACCGUUUCCCUAAAGCGUCCACAGCCCUCAUACCAUGGCAGCGGUUGUCAACUACUCACCGCCGUGGUGGGUCAACCUGCUACACCGACUCCCUCAUUUCAACCUUCAAUUCGAACAAACAAGCAGCGAUUUUCGCCCGGAGGACUCGUCCUAUCAACAGUCCAUCCUGCUGCUGGGAGGCGUGGCUCUAGCCUGCCUGGCCCUGGACCUCCUCUUCCUGCUCUUCUACUCCUUCUGGCUGUGCUGCCGGCGGAAGAAGAGCGAGGAGCAGCCCAACGCCGACUGCUGCUGCACCGCCUGGUGUGUCAUCAUCGCCACGCUUGUCUGCAGCGCCGGCAUUGCUGUUGGUUUCUAUGGGAACGGAGAGACCUGUGACGGAGUGAACAGGCUGACGUACUCCCUGCGCCACGCCAACCGCACGGUGGCAGGAGUGCAGAAACUGGUAUCAGACGGCACGGGCUCCCUGAAGCAGACGGUGGAUGGCAGUCUGGGGCAGCUGGAGGGCCAGUACGCCAAGCACACAGACUAUCUGUCUAUCAUUCAGAAGCUGCAGGGCCAGCUGGAUGAGCUGGUGAGGCAGAUGGUGGAGAUCCCCUUCUGGGGCAACAGAGACAUCUCCCUGGAGGAGCUGGCCGUCAACAUCGAGCUCUACGACUGGUACAGGUGGCUGGGCUACUUAGGCCUGCUGCUUUUCAACAUCCUCAUCUGCCUGCUGGUGCUGUUUGGCCUCAUUCGCAACUCCAAGGGAACACUUAUUGGAGUGUGUCUUCUGGGCAUCCUGGCUCUGGUUAUCAGCUGGGCCUCCCUGGGUCUGGAGUUGGCUGUGUCUGCCACCUCCAGUGACUUCUGCGUUGCUCCUGACAUGUUCGUCACCCAAAUGACCGAACAGUAUGGAGUGCUCAAUAAAGACAUUUUGCAGUACUACAUGACAUGCAGUGUGGGCCAAACCAACCCAUUCCAACAGAAGUUGUCCGGGAGCCACAAAGCCUUAGUGGAGAUGCAAGACGACGUGUCUGAGCUGCUCCGCUCGGCCACCAGAGAGUACCCCCAAACUAAGGGGAAUCUAGAACAGAUCCAGGGGGUGCUGAACACCACAGAGAUCGGCCUGCAUCAGCUCACUGCCCUGGUGGACUGCCGAAGCCUGCACAUGGACUAUGUACAGGGUAUAACAGGGUUGUGUUAUGAUGGACUGGAGGGCCUGAUCUACCUGGUGCUCUUCUCCUUCGUCACGGCUCUCAUGUUCAGCUCCAUCGUCUGCAGCCUACCUCACACCUGGAACAACAAGAGGAACGAGGCGGACAGCGAGGAGGAGUCCGUGUCCCACGGAGGCAGACUGCAGAACCACGACAACCUGUACCGCGUCCACAUGCCCAGCCUGUACAGCUGUGGCAGCAGCUACGGCAGCGAGACCAGCAUCCCUGCUGCAGCACACACCGUCAGCAACGCCCCCGUCACAGAGUACAUGACCCAGAAUGCCAAUGCCUUCCAGAACCCGCGGUGUGAGAACACCCCACUGAUAGAGAGAGAGUCCCCUCCUCCCUCGUACACCUCCAGCAUGAGGGCCAAGUACCUGGCCAACAGCGGACCGGGUCCCAUUACCUCCACCCCCGUACCGCCACAGCACCCAUCACAGCACCAAGAACACGAAUCGGCACACCAUUCACGACAGCACACUCCACACCGCCCACCACAUCACCCAGCGGCGCAGCUCUAGACAACACCCUGGGGGCGUGACCCACCAACAGACACGCCAGUGUGGAACCACCUAGCCUCUGGAAACUCUUCUCCAAUGCCCCUCAACAUCUCUGUGACGUCAUCGCCAUCCUCAUCCAGGCUACAGUCCCCAUCUCCUUUCCUCUUCGCUCUUACUAGCCCUCUCCCCCAGCAACAACUUCAAACAUCUGAGCCAAAUAUGUCAUUUGAAGUGUGCUUGAUGGCAGAGCAAAGAAAGGAACGCGCAAGGCAGACGCAUCGUGUAAAUAGUUCUGUCGUCAUUACAAUGUUUUCCGUAGGCCCUUUCAUGAUGUUUCCAGAUGGCCAGUCUGGAGCAGCUAGCCAGUGCAGGGUGAGGGCCAAUGGGAGGUUAUUUCCAGCAUUGUGUGAUCUCUGUCAUCUUCUUCAUGGGCUGCUAGUGGACUGACUGAGUGGUGGCCCUUGUUCCCUUGCCACCGCCUCGCCUCAGUGCUGGGCCACCCUCGGGGCCCAGGGACAAUACAGACUAAUGAGGCAACUGGCCUCCAGCUCUUCGUGAACGAUCUCUGCUCCUUUUCCUCCUCCUCUGUCCUGCUCAGUCCACCAAAUAUCAUCUUGAACGGAGUGAUAUUGUCUUACGUGAGGAUAUACAACAUCUUUUGGUUUUAUUUGUCUGCCACUUGUGGGGUCUUCCUGUAUUUGAUAUUGUAUGAAGGAGACAUCCACCAUCAAAUGGUCUCCAUGUUAACCACUGCAAAAACCACUGGUUAUGGUGCUGUGAAGGAGAGAACACCUGACGAGAUAAUGAAACUAAACUGCCAUUGCUUUGGUGAGGACUGAGAUAGUUAUGGGAAUAUCUAGCACUGAUUACUAUUGAUAGUGAUUUUGUUCAAUGUGUUGCUACGUACUGUUCUCCCUCUCUCUCUCUCUCUCUCAUUGCUGUAGGAGAUGUUGAGCAAUGCCUUACACAGAGAGCUGUGGAAAGGCCUAGAAACUACUGUUCUCUCACACCCUUUUACAGAACUAGGCCUCUGUCAUAGCAAGUUGAGAUCCAGGCACGGUUCCUCAACGGCCGGAUGUACCUCAACAAUACUAUGGCAAUGGUAUGUCUGAAAGACAAAGACCAGUGUUUCUCAAGCAUUCCGUGUGAGUGUUCUUCAUCAUAGUGAAACAUCUCAGUUCCUCAUGUAAUCCUGUUAUCUGGAGGACUGGCAACACGACCAGUAGAACGCCGGAUCGAGGAAAGGGCAUUAACAUCAGUGGUAUUAUCCGUUCCUCAAUCCAUGUGUCUGACGAGAUCACACUGAUAUAUCAUUACUACUGUCUAACCAGCUGAGACUGCUGAUUUCUUAUCCACGUAGGCAUCAGCUUGUUAUUGCAUUUGUCUCAGACUGUGAGUGGGACCAGUUAUCUCGUUUCAUAAUGUCUUAUAGUAGUAGGUCUAUGACUGGAAAAGACUGGGCUUUCUUAACUCUUACAUUAGUCCUGACCUGCAUGUUUGUGGCUGUUGUCCCGUCCCCGUCCCUGUCCCCCUCCCCUAGGGGGAGUGAUACAGUAAG